Messenger RNA from Saccharomyces eubayanus, 786 nucleotides. RefSeq names its product arylformamidase (gene BNA7). Lineage: Eukaryota; Fungi; Ascomycota; Saccharomycetes; Saccharomycetales; Saccharomycetaceae. The transcript has a single exon. Gene Ontology annotation, molecular function: arylformamidase activity. The record is from RefSeq and is a predicted model, not a curated record. The coding region runs from base 1 to 786 and encodes 261 amino acids.
AUGUCAAACACAGUAAGGGCUAUUUCGCCAGACGUAACAUUAUAUGACAAGACGAUAACAUUCCAGGAGGUUUCAGAGAUCACGAGAGAAACUGUUAUUUACAUCCAUGGAGGAGCAUGGAACGAUCCCGAUAAUACACCUAAUGAUUUCAACCAAUUAGCUAACGUUAUCGAGUCAAUCGAUGUUAAGUCGAGUAUAUGUCAAUAUUCCAUAGAAUAUAGAUUAUCACCAGAGAUCACAAAUCCCAGGAAUCUAUAUGAUGUAGUGACAAAUAUUACAAGAUUGGUUGAAGAGAAAGGAUUGACAAACCUUAAUUUGGUGGGACACUCUGUCGGAGCAACAUUUAUAUGGCAGAUUUUGUCUGUUCUCAAAGAUGCUCGGGAAGAGAUGAACGAAGUUCAAUUACAAAUGCUGAAACUUUUGCAGGUGGUUAAAAGAGUAUUUUUGUUGGAUGGCAUAUACUCAAUAAAGGAACUGUUGGAAGAGUACCCUCAGUAUAACAGUUUCACGAAGUUAGCCUUUCCUGAAGGCAUACAUUUGUAUGAGGAAGAGCCUUUGAGAGUUAUGAAGUAUGUGAGAGAAGCACUUUCUCACUUUGAUAUUGAUAUGCAUAUGGUACAUUCAUACCGCGAUGAGUUAUUAUCAUUAAGGCAAACUAACUCUUUAAUAUCUUGUCUUCAGAACCAUCAAGCAAAGUUUGAGUUGUAUUUGGAUGACUUGGGUUUGCACAAUGAUGUCUAUAAAAAUGAUAAAGUUGCAAAGUACAUCUUUGAUAAUAUUUGUUGA